GGUGACGGUGAGGAGGAGGAGGAGGAGGAGAAGGAUUUGGUGCAGCAGCAGCUCUGCAACGAGGCCAAUGCUACGAAACAAGCGACGACACCGCGUCGUAGAGAGAGAGCGAGAUAGAUACAUAGAUGGAUAGAUAGAUAGAUAGAUAGAUAGAUAGAGAGAGAGAGAGAGAUAGUUGCAUGGAUGGAUUGCUAGUUCGAUGGAUUCUAUGUUUGGUAGAUUGCCGCUGCGCCCUCCAUAAAAAAGUUCCCGCCAUCACACCAUGCCGGCCUCUCUCUCCGCGCUCCUCUUUCUUUUCCGUUGAUACUCCGCCGCUCGGUACUUAAUCUUGUUGCGGUCUCUCUGUGUGCGACCGUUUGAGACGAGUGUUGUACAGUUUCAGCUCUCUCGUGUGAGCCUAGGCACUUUGGUCUUGGUUGCGAAUCGGUCGUGGUGUGGUGACACGAAGGAAAGAUGUUGGAGUUGAGGCUUGUGCAGGGGAGUUUGCUCAAGAAGGUGUUGGAAGCUAUAAAAGAUCUGGUGACCGAUGCCAACUUCGAUUGCUCAACGACAGGCUUCUCAUUGCAAGCCAUGGACUCCAGUCAUGUUGCACUGGUUGCAUUGCUUCUCAGAUCUGAGGGCUUUGAGCAUUAUCGUUGCGACCGUAACAUCUCGAUGGGCAUGAACCUUACCAGCAUGGCCAAGAUGCUUAAGUGCGCUGGUAACGACGACAUCAUUACUAUUAAAGCCGACGAUGGCGGUGAUUCUGUCACUUUCAUGUUUGAAAGCCCUAAUCAAGAGAGAAUCUCUGACUUCGAGAUGAAGCUGAUGGACAUUGAUAGCGAGCACCUUGGAAUACCUGAAACUGAGUAUGAAGCUAUCGUGAGAAUGCCAUCUUCAGAGUUUGCCCGUAUAUGCAAGGAUCUCAGUACAAUUGGUGAUACAGUUGUUAUCUCUGUGACCAAGGAAGGAGUGAAAUUUUCCACUGGGGGUGACAUUGGGAGCGCAAACAUCAUCUGCAGACAAAAUACUUCAGUUGAUAAGGAGGAGGAGAAGACCGUGGUGGAGAUGCAGGAACCUGUUACCUUGACAUUUGCCUUGCGCUACUUGAAUUCUUUCACCAAAGCUACACCACUAUCUAGCACCGUCACGUUGAGCAUGUCUAAAGAGCUUCCUGUAGCGGUGGAGUAUAAGAUCGCAGACAUGGGUCACAUCCGGUUCUACCUUGCGCCUAAGAUAGAGGAAGACGAAGAGAUGGCAUCCUAAAUCAAGUUUUUUUCGCAUCCACUUCCUGAGGGUCUAGAGAUUAGAAGUGGUAAACCUGUAAAUGGCAGUAGACGCGAUUCGAAUUGUCUGUCCCAUCAGCCAGGUGGGCCAAAUUCAUGGCGUGAUCGUUCGAUCUCAUCAUGUUCACUGAUUAUCAAGACGUUUUUUUUUUUUCUUUUCAACUCGAGACUCGAAUCUUAAGAGGCUCUUUCGACUAUUCUUUUGCCUAUCCUGUCGAAAUAGUGACCAGUACAAAGUAUUUUAAGCCCAUGUUCUGGGUCAAUUCGUAACAUACCAUGGACACUACCUUGUUACUCUAUUUUGAAGUGCCGAGAUUUGACACGUGUUGAAUAGUUUAUGAAAUCAGUUUACAAUUUCCGUCAGACCUCAGGUAUUUCUAAUGAGAAGUUCUGUGUCUGAGAAGCUUGAAGCGGCUAAUGAAGGAGAAAUGGAAAGGAAAAAAAAAACGUCUUCUUGUGUUGUAUA
Physcomitrium patens is the source of this 1731-nucleotide messenger RNA. RefSeq names its product DNA sliding clamp PCNA. The record is from RefSeq and is a predicted model, not a curated record. Lineage: Eukaryota; Viridiplantae; Streptophyta; Bryopsida; Funariales; Funariaceae. Gene Ontology annotation, biological process: leading strand elongation; regulation of DNA replication; mismatch repair. Gene Ontology annotation, cellular component: PCNA complex. Gene Ontology annotation, molecular function: DNA polymerase processivity factor activity; DNA binding.